Molecule: messenger RNA, 1739 nt
Organism: Suillus paluster
Lineage: Eukaryota; Fungi; Basidiomycota; Agaricomycetes; Boletales; Suillaceae
Exons: 8
Coding region: 96-1460 (454 amino acids)
Source: RefSeq, a predicted model, not a curated record
UGCCGCAUGAUUAUCUUGGACAAGUUUUUAUCUCCACUCUUGCAACACUCCUCAACUGCCACUCCGUUGACGGAGUAGUAAUCAUUUAGUAUCGUAUGCAAUCCGACGAUCUCCCAUGGCCAGAACUUGGCAACGUCUCCCGUGGCGCAACCCGGGGCAAUCAAGGUCAAAAAGGUGCCUUGGGCCCUCCUGAUGCUGAAGGUCGCUGUGUGCUCCAGCUACGAGUUCAACCCGGCGUGCUGGCAGUGAAGCUCAACAGACGUUCAAGCGAUUGGUAUCGAACCCUCGAUAAUGAAGUCAACCGUGCCCUGAAGUUAACAAAGACGUACUGGAGGAAAGCAAGAAGACGUCAGGACUAUGACGCUCGCGCAGACCAAGACCACAUGGAAUUGCAUGAGUGGUUGCAGCAGCUCAAGGACAAGACAAUGUCACAUUUAGAGGUCCUCAUGCAGAAAGGCGACAUUCAAGGCCCCCCAUAUGUGAUGCCCGACGAGAUCGAGCUCGCCUUCCUGAGGAAGUUCAUUGAGCGACACAACGCAGGUAUCCCGCAUAACCCCCGCUUGCGACAUCUUGGUGUCAACGCACCGCAACUUCCACACAUCGACGACUCCAUGGAGCUCUCAACACCUGAGCUUUCCGAAGGAAGUUAUCCGCCCUCCAGUUUAGUGGAUCAUAUCGCUCGAUUGCAGCCAGAAAACGGUUCGAAUGUUUCAAGUCCAAACUAUGUGCAAUCACCAGGCACAUCUCGCCCACAUAUUAUUCGAACAUGCUCAUCGCCUUCAACAGCACCGUAUGAGCAGCUCUUACAAGAUGCGCAGUCAUCUGGUCAAUACCUUCAGGAAGCGCGGGUAACACUCGCACGCGCGCAGUCGCAAACACAGGACGCAUUUCAACGGUAUACUGCUUGUCUGGAAGCUGAAGCCCGUGCUAGGCGGGAUGUCAACACCGCUGAACAGCAUCGCGACGAACUCAUGACGGUUCUUCUAUCUAGAACUCAGAGUUCAGCAGGUAACACUUGCUUAUUUGGAACAUUCAUUUUUUACGUGCUGACAGUUUUACUUUCUCUUCAAGAUUACUCGCGGCAGUCAUCAUUACCUCAUGAUGAUUCUUCUAGUCAGCAAGAACACCCAUAUUCGUCUCACCAUCUAGUCGACAGGAGACCCUCAGCAGACAUGGUACCAUCACAAAAUAGUCCCAGAGUUGACUGGCGUCAGCCAGAUAUGACGGGGUCAUUCGCUGGGGCCCUCGAAGCAAUCCCACAAUCAGAGAUGCGAUCAUCAAGAGAUCCAUCCUACAGGCCAGAGCGCAAGCACUCGCGGAGUUGGGAGGAGGGUGGUCAGGUUGACGUACAUAACUUUCAGGAUUCAAAUCUACCCCCACGCAAACGUUUGCAUCACAUAGUAGAUCCGUGUGGUCACAGCGCACCUUUGAUAUCUCAGGCCAUAGCACUGCCUCUAUGACUCUGAGAUGGCAGGUCGCCCAUCGGCGUUCAAAAAAUCGCCGACGGUGCGACUUUCCACUUUUCAGGACAUUCUGUCACCUCACCCUGAUUGUCGUGCAUAUUACCAUCUCUUCCUAGUUGGGAGGAUGGUCAGCAUAUUUUUGUUCUCCCGGACAUUAUAUACCAUCUCAUUCUCACCAUCGCUUUCUGGUCAACUGUGCUACUACUGAUUGUAUUUGGAGUUCUGUAUUACACCGCUAUGUCAUUGAUUCGUCGUUCUAGAUUACCACAAGAUCUC